This is a messenger RNA of Hydatigera taeniaeformis, 951 nucleotides long. The record is from the annotation of a GenBank genome assembly. Lineage: Eukaryota; Metazoa; Platyhelminthes; Cestoda; Cyclophyllidea; Taeniidae.
AUGAGGCAUGUGGUGGUGGUGGUUAGCAAUGUGCGGGCGUCCAUUACACGACUGUUUUCUGCCACUAAGGUGGGUGAAGGUGGCGGAGAGGGAGGUCGUCAUGAUGACUCAGAUGUGCAUGGAGCAAGGAGUUCUGGGGAUGAAAAGGACUGUCACAAGUCUGCGGUGUCCACAACUGUCAACUCCGUCUUCGGUGUGAUUGACAAUGCGUCGGCGUGCAGUCUGUUCCCAGAACUGAAGCAUUUGCCACCGAGAGUAGUGACCUUCAUGGACUUCCUUCUGUUGGAGGAUGGCGACACUCACCAUCGGAUGUCCGCCUUUGGCACGUUGGAUGGAUGGAUCGGUGUUGGUCUGGUAGACAUGACGCAACCAGAACUGAAGGCCUUUCACUUCACUUCCCACGACUCGGCCAUCACCGGGCUGAAAUUGUUUCGUCAAUUCGAUCAAGAUUCCACUUCGCCGUCGGAUGUGUCCCUGCUGGUGUGCUCUGGUCUGGAGCCUGUGGUGGUUUAUCGGUGUCCCUUCCAGAACGACGGUAGCAACGGUGGUGGUGGUGGUAAGCUGACCCCGUCCUCCCGACUAGUGCUACCUCACAGUGCUGAUUUCGACCACGUCAACUGUGCUUGUGUGGCCGACCUCGAUUUCGAUGGACUCCCAGAGAUUGUUGUAGGCACUUUCGGUCAGCAGCUGCUCUUCUACGAUUGGUGUGGCAAGCCUCAUUCGCCAACUGAGGGUUCCUACACUUUGGUGCAUCAGCGUCGGAUGGUGGGUGCGGUUCACAGCUUGGAAUGCGGUGGCGAAUGUGACUUUCUUGGUGACGGCAUGUACUGCAUAGCAGUCUUGACAUCUCACGGCCUCCAUCUGCUGCAAUGCGCUCACCUCCUCGACUUUUGUGUGCCUCUCCUCGCCGCGCGUCUUCGUUCUCUCCCCUCCAACUUCCAAUGUUCAUGA